GAAACCCCCAGGAAACCUCCAGGAAACCUCCAGGAAACCUCCAGGAAACCUCCUCCAGAAGCUGACUGGACUCCUCCAACAUGUCCCGCCUCCUGCUCUACCUGGCUGCUGUCAGUCAGCUCACAGGUUGUUCAGGGUUGGACAUCAGUGCCUGUCCGUUCACGUUCUUUGGAAAGGUUUACCAACUGAUCGACAUGAACGUCACCGACUCAAACGUGGCGAUUUGUUUUAAAGACUCUUCUGGAAACAAGAAGGACUGUCUUCAUGCAACUGUCACCGCUGCAGCCAGUUCUUCUCUGAGUCAGCGCAGCUCUGGUAUUCAUCCUGGAUCAGACUUUCAUGUUGCCCUGGGACAACUCACGGGGUCAUCAUCAUGUUUCGUGGACGCGACUGUGACAGACCUGAACAAUAAUCCUGUGCUGACCACCAAAAUGCGAAUGUUUGACCACCAAUCAGCAAUGUCUCUAACCCUUCAUGACAUCGCCACGGACCGCUCGCUGGCGGUCAGCGUCCACGUCGAUGAUGUAGAACUUCAUCGCUGGAAUCUCACGAAAGGACAAACGUCGUACAAAGACGUAACUGGAUGCAGAUUUUCAGGUCUUGUGUAUGAACCCGACACGGUGGCGUGUGGCUCCGCCUCCUCAGCUGUGACCUGUAACGCAUCAGCGGUCCUCAGCAUCAGCCCCUGUGGUGCUCAACAGCAUUGCAAGGGCGACGGCCAGUGUGUGAUGAACACCCCCUGCACUGUGACCGGCCCUGCUGUCAUUGAUUUCAGCGGCCAUCUCAGCUUCAUCCAGAAUCGCUGUGCGUAUACUCUGAUGUCACUUCCUGGCCUUCAGCUCAUGGCCACCUUUCAGGAACGCCGCCGCAAAGACGUCAGCUUUUUGGACCAGGUGAUCCUGCGUCUGGAUGGACCAGCUGUUGACUUUUACCUGGUACAUGGUGGGAAAGUACAGAUGAACAACACAUUUCUGGACCUGGACAGCUCGCCACAGACGAGGCAUGGCGUGGAGCUCUCUAAGAGCAAAGCCGGAGUCACCGCCAAAGUGUCGCUCUCCAACUUCCAAGCUACUGUCUUCUUUGACGGCACCACAGCACAGAUCUAUAUGAAAGGUGCGGCCUCCACGCAGGGUUUAUGUGUGAACUCCAGCAGCUCUCUGAGUGAAGUGAAGCUGCCUGAGUUCAGCUCCAGCAGCUGUGAGAUGCAGGACACUGAACCUGCUGACAGUCGGAUCAACUGCACCACAAUGACUGAACGCUGUAAUCUCCUGAAGGAGGCGCCAUUCACCUCCUGUCACAGCGUCAUCGACCCGGAGCCUUACAUCACCGCCUGCAGCGACACGCUCUGCAAAUACCCGGCACUGGACGGUCUCAGGUGUCAGUUCCUGGAGGCCUACACCAGAGACUGCAGCCUACUGACCAACGACACACUGGAGGGCUGGAGGUCAAAGGCCAGCUGCUCGCCCCCUCAGGGCUUCUGUCAGGACGUGUUCUGCAGUGCUCAUGAGUUUUGUGGUGAGGACAUCAGUGGUCUGCCUCGCUGCCUCUGCCGGGCUGGGUUUGCCUCCAAAUACAGAUCGACAGGUGCUUUAGGUGACCCAACGGUCUGCAGCGAGAACUCGGCUUCAGUUUCUCUGGCUGCUUGUCUCCUGGCGGAAAAAGGCAUCAACCACUCAACCUUACAUCUCAAUGAGCAGAACUGUGGAGGUCAGAUGGAUGAAGAGACCCACAUGGUGACCUUCAGCUUCAACAACAGCAAACCCUGUGGGGCAGUGGUCCUGGCCGGAAACAACAGAAUUUCCUACAAGAACACCAUCAAGACAUCCAACAGCACCACGUCCAGUCCAAUCUUUCGCCAUGACCCCGUAGACAUUGACUUCUCCUGCUUCUACAGCCAGCCGAACCUCAAGACCAUCCCCCUAAAAAUCAAAGGAGGCCAGGCGAUGCAGCAGAUUUUAUCUGGUUCUUGGAAUUACAGUCUGUCUUUGGGCAUGUUUGCCAAUCCUGCCUGCACUCAACCCCUUGACUUAUCCGGCGGGAUCCAGACAGACCAGACCAUCUACAUGAGCAUGGACGCCGAUGGGCUGGACGGCAACAUAAUCACCCUCGUGGUGGAGUCCUGCUUUGCAACCAACUCAAACAACAAGAACAGCGAUCUGAGAUACGACCUCGUUAAAAACGGCUGUGGGAACCCAGGUGACUCCUCUGUGAAGGUGGUGGAUAACGGGAAGGGCGGCACCGUCUUGGCCUUCCAGAUGUUUAGUUUCAAAGGAAGCAACGGUGGCGUUUUCCUCAACUGCAAAAUGAAGCUGUGCUUGAAGAACGACUCCAAAUGUCAGCCGAAAUGUCGUGGCAGGCAACGUGGCAGGCGAUCGAGAUCUCUGAUGCCGUCAUACGAAGAUGAAAAUCCAAUCCACUUUACUGUGUCCUGGUCUUAAGACUUCAGGUCACGGCGUCUCCGACUGACCGACUGGCUGUUGACCUUCAGACCUUCAAACACCCUCCAGGAUCUCUCAGUGUUUCUCUGAUGACUGAGACCAAAAGCAUCAAUUCAACUUCUCAUCAGCGUGGAUUUUAGAAUCAGAGUUUUCUCUUUGUGAUGAUCAUGUUCAUUUCAACUCUUUUCAAAUGUUUGUCCUGCGGUCAGACGAGGAUUAACACAGAGAGAAGUCGUGUAGAUCAGCUGUCACGUUUCUUAAAUCUCUAGAACAGAGCUGGAAAGUUAAAUGACACAAUUUGCUCGAGCUGCUCGAUGCUUUAGCAGAGCGCUGCUGGUAUUACAGGAAUCACCCCAGAACCUUUAACCUGAAGAAACUUCUGGUCCUGUCAGCUGACAUUACUGAGAGAUCCGAACAAUCCCAAAGCUUCCUCGUUAUUCAACUCUAUCUCUUCUGAUUCUUCUGAUCAUGGUGGAGGGCAGUCUGUGAUUUUAAAUAUAAUGGUGUUAUUAAAUCUAUUACGUCUAAACUCCAAACAUGAUCCAGCUUCGACAUGAUCGAGCCAACGUUACCGUAAACUGAAAGUUUCCACCGAUCAACGUUUGAGUUUGUUUGUAUGAAACUAUGUGACUUUAUAUUAACAUGAAAACUUUUAUUAGAGAACAUGUUAAAGGUCAAGGGUGUCAGAUUUACACACUGGACCUUUAACUGACAUUUGACUUUUUCAGUUUUCAGGCUGUUACUUUAAUUUUCCGCAGUGUGCAGACGGGUUGAUUGUCUGCUGCUGUUCACUGUCUAAUAAAGUUUGUUUGAGCAUCAAAAAAUUAAAAAAAUAAAAAUGGAU
Messenger RNA from Larimichthys crocea (large yellow croaker), 3282 nucleotides. RefSeq names its product mucin-5B. The record is from RefSeq and is a predicted model, not a curated record. Bases 81 to 2438 code for a protein of 785 amino acids. The transcript is spliced from 19 exons. NCBI's taxonomy places the organism in Eukaryota, Metazoa, Chordata, Actinopteri, Sciaenidae.